AUGAACUAUAAUAUUCUUCGAAAUAAUAGUAGCAACAGAAAAAGCGGUGGCUACCAAGAUAAGGUUCAGGUUCUUCCUUAUAGUACUACAGAAGAUAAUAAAAGAACAAAAUUUUUACCAUCACACGAAUCGCUUUUACAAAGUAAACGCAGGAUCUCCAAAAUAAAUAGAUUAUUUAAUCAACAGGAUAAUCAAGAUGAAAACACCGUUGAAAAGGACAAUUACAUUAAAAAGGAUGUAGAUGAAUCCAUAACACCCAGACUUGACAAAAAAUUUAUAUCACGUAGUGAUGGUCCUAAUAGUGUUACUCGAAGGAUAAAUAAAAAUUAUGAUCCUAAGACAGAAAAAGAGGAAAAGCAAAGUUAUAUUUAUAAUAAAAAAAGAAUACACGAUUAUAGAAGGGUCAAUAAUCAUCAUCUAUAUUUUAACGAUGACUCAACUACAAAAAUUGAUCAAGCACCGAAUUUUUAUGGAGAGGAUCCUCCUUUUAAACCAACUUUUAAAGAUAAUAUUAUCAAUUCAUCUGCCAAACCAAUACCUAAGGGAGAUUCUAUACUAUAUACACAUCCCAUUUCAUCUCAACAAAGCACCGCAUACACAGCAGCCAUAAGGAGAACAAACCUAAAUUUUGGAGUACCAAUACCGUUGCCUUAUUUAACAGAGACCAAUCAUAAUAAAAUGACAUUUAGAGAAAGUUUGUCGGAAAAUAGUGAACCGUCUAGUACUUAUAGUACUGGUGGCAGAAAUAUUAGAGAUAAUUCAAGGUUUGCCAAUCAAAAAAAUGGUAAUGUAACUGCUGUUAGUGUUGAAAAUGAUAUUCAGUACAUUAACAUAGAUACAAUGGAAGAUUUGGAACAACUUAAGAAAUCUAUAACUAACAAUUAUAUAAGGUUCAUGAGAGAUUUGGAUAAAUUUACAAAACUUCAUAACGAUUAUUCAAAGGGGACUACCCUAAAAGCCAAUGGCUUUUUUCUGUUUAGACAUAGCGGACGACUGUAUUUUUGGUUAUUUUGUAUUAUAAUGCUUUUAAUUUUGAAUAUAUUACUGUAUUAUUACUAUUAUUUUUAUAUUGCUUUUUAG
This is a messenger RNA of Saccharomycodes ludwigii, 1080 nucleotides long. RefSeq lists its product as uncharacterized. The record is from RefSeq and is a predicted model, not a curated record. The coding region runs from base 1 to 1080 and encodes 359 amino acids. The transcript has a single exon. NCBI's taxonomy places the organism in Eukaryota, Fungi, Ascomycota, Saccharomycetes, Saccharomycodales, Saccharomycodaceae.